This is a messenger RNA of Xylaria bambusicola, 1314 nucleotides long. RefSeq lists its product as uncharacterized. The record is from RefSeq and is a predicted model, not a curated record. Lineage: Eukaryota; Fungi; Ascomycota; Sordariomycetes; Xylariales; Xylariaceae. The transcript is spliced from 3 exons. The coding region runs from base 266 to 706 and encodes 146 amino acids.
GGGCUGCUCUUACUUAGGACCUUGAUGGACACUGCAGAAUACCAAUGACACCACGCCAGUGAAUGACAGAAACCGCGUCGUGGUUUUCUUGUUUCCUCUUUCUUGCCAGUCCAACUUGCGAGUUCCAGCACGAAUUGCUCCUGUAAACAGCUUCGACUUAGUUUCCGUGGUCUACUUCUCGCCGAAGCCAUCACCAUUUCAGUGAUGCUGAAAAAAAGCACCAACAUCUGUCAACAAUCAGAAAACUGCAUAUAAAACCUCUACCAUGUGCGGAGACCAUCACUCCAGGGACGUCGCGGGCGGCGCUUUGGCAGUAAUGAGUCCGUCACCCUUCACAACCACUGCCUCCAUACCAAUGGCCGGCCGCCUCGUCUUCUACAACAGAACAGCCGAGAAUCCAAUCGCUACGCAUGCCAUGCUCACAGUCGACUCAUCUCGGCCCAGUACCAAGGAAUCCUUCCUAGUGAGAAUACAUGAGACCGGGGAUUUGACAAAACCCGCGUCGACAAGUCCUUCAUGGGCAUCAUUCACAUUGCAGCCCGUCAUUGGAGAGAGCACGAUCGACGAUAGAACGCAUGCGGGGUUAGAAUUAGGCCAGCCCUUCAAGAUAGAGGUUGGGAGUGAUGGUAUCAUUGGGCGCAGAGUAUCAGUCUGGACGCAGAAAGGCGUGGGUCCCAUCGCAGAAGGCAUCGUUGGAUACAACUAAUGAAGCGACCAUGUUAAAUGAGGGAGGGACGUCACGCCCGCUCACUGGUGUGCUCCCCUGCACUCAAUUCCAGAGUUGGCAUACUCCCUCCUUAGGCACCCUUUCAAGAAAACCUCUUCCAUUUAUCAUCUUCACGGACAGAGAGUCAGAUGUGUGUGAGCACUCCAUGUUUGGUCUAUGGAGCAGGUGGUGCAACCUCGCACAGUUGAAACACGGACAACAGCUAUAUACCUACUAUGUAAACAUACGACCCGCUGCUUUAUUCAAGGUUGAAUAAAUUAACUCCGACAACAAUUCGCUUGACAGCAAUCAGAGUCCAUGCUGGCGAGAGCUCCGACUCGGAAGACUAGCAUUAGAUAGUAGAAAUUGAUAGAGAGAGUUCGCCCCCGAAUACCUCACGCCCCUCGUUAUUGGCAGACAUCUAGAUUAAAACAUCCCUUGCAGCACUGCGUGAUUGGACCUCACGCGACUAUAGAUAUCGAAAUAAGCACAUUGUCUACAAACCCAAGGAAAGGAGACAAGUCACAUGUUCCUCGCUAAGCACACCUGACACAGUCCAGGUUUUCCGCGAAGCUUCCUAACCCCCUCCACACAUACGACAAGGCUGA